Molecule: messenger RNA, 10431 nt
Organism: Osmerus eperlanus (European smelt)
Lineage: Eukaryota; Metazoa; Chordata; Actinopteri; Osmeriformes; Osmeridae
Gene: wnk1b
Product: WNK lysine deficient protein kinase 1b
Exons: 34
Coding region: 1542-9605 (2687 amino acids)
Biological process (GO): monoatomic ion homeostasis; protein phosphorylation; positive regulation of potassium ion import across plasma membrane
Cellular component (GO): cytosol; cytoplasm
Molecular function (GO): ATP binding; potassium channel inhibitor activity; protein serine/threonine kinase activity
Source: RefSeq, a predicted model, not a curated record
CAGUGCGGAUAAAAGUGUGUAAUUCGUUGCUUUCUUAUUUAGCGCUGGCACACCCUCGUUGUUAACCAAAAUAUGGAUGCUCUAGAUCGAUGUAGCUAUACUAUCUCUAAUGCUAUCUCAACUUCGGGACACUGGUUCACCGUCCGUGCAGCCUUGCAUGCAUGAAAGCCCCCACCACUCUAUGCCCAGUCCUCCAGACCUUUCGGUGACGAGAGCUCCGCGUCAGAACUCGGUUGGAAGAAGAUAGCAAAGCGAGACACGGCAGACGGUCUUCAUCAAAUGUGACGGACAUCUGUAGAUGAAGCGAGCCAGCGUAAACAGCUGUAUGUUUAGCGACGCAAAACAGCGGUGUUACUACAUGGGACUGUGAACUACGACUUUUUGUUGUUGUUGUUACAUUCUAACCUGGUGUCAUCGCCUGCUGCUGUCGGAUAUUGAAUGGGCUCAGUAACGUCGAGUCAUAGGUUUAACUGGAAUAACUAACAACGGUGGAUUUGCAACAGCAGCCUUAUCCGGUCAAGUAACCGUAUGGAGGUGGACUAAAGACGGGUCAUACGAACUGAAACAAGGUUAAGACCUUUGAGGUAUUAGUACAGUAUGAUAUCGCAAUCGGAAGGCUAGCCACACAGCUUUGAGAAGUACACAUACGACACUGCCGAUAUCGAACUUGGCUGUGUGGCUAAAAGAAUUCUGCGUGCUGUCCCCACUGCGCUAGAAAGCUGUCUUCGGCUAAGACGCAGUGUUGCUGUGGAAUGUAGAUUCAUUUUGCAUCCUUAUCAAGUGAAAUGUAAUCGUUCCCGACCAUCGGUUUGGAUCAUUUUUAUGAAGACCGGUUUCAGAGGACCUUAAAGGGUAUAUUUUGUCUCGUUUGACUUGAUCAAAGUCGAGAAGUAUAACCACGAUGAUGCAAAAGUGAGAGGGGCCCUGGCAGGAGCUGGAGCCAACCGAAAGGUUUCGACCCCUCCACCCCCGCCCCGAGAACAGUCCUUCCAGGCACCUGCAGGCCCUGGGCCUUGCCCACUGGUGGUCCCCUAUGCUCCAGGACAGCUCUCCCCACAUGUCUGCAGGAUGGAUGGUGUGGCUCUGACGCUCCCCUCGUGUCGUCCUCCGCGCUCGCUGACCCGCCACUGCUUCUUGUUCUUUUCCAUCUAUAAAAGAACACCCCCUCUAAGCCCCGCCCCAGAGCGCUGUAAAUAUACUAACUGUUGUUAAAAGACUCCUUAGGAAAACGACAACAACGCAAACUGUAAAAAAAGAAAAAAGAAAAAGAAGUGGCCUCUAUUGCAAACUCCUCAGAGAUUUUAUUUUGCAUACCCAUAUAUCUAUAUUUUUUUCCCCUACCUCUGGAGUUUGUGUGUGUAAGCACUUGUCCCUUCACAACAACAAGAGAGAGAGAGUUAGAGAGGGAAAAAAAGAAGACUUUGUUGAGGAGGUUUACACGUACGGUUCGUUAUCUCUCACUGUAAUUUAUUUCUACGAGUUCAUAUUUUUUAUUUUAAGCGCUGAAACCCUCUUAAAUCGAAACAAAACAAACAGCAAAGAUGUCGGAAAACCCCAACGGCAAGGUUGUGACUUUUCUGGCCCCUCCCUCGCCCAAGAAUGUGAACGGGGGCAGCUCUGACACCCUCAUGGUGGAUAAAUUAACCCCUGAGGUCCGACGCCGGCGCCACACCAUGGACCGGGACUCCAAGACCGCCGAGCACCGCUUCUUCAGACGCAGUGUGAUCUGCGACUCCAACGCCACGGCCCUGGACCUGCCCAGCCAGGCGGUCAUCCUCACCUCCCCGAUCGACUGCGAACCUGCCAGCCCUCCAUCAGGCCCCGCGCCGCAGGCCGCCCAGGGGAGCCUGGCGGUGCCUCCGCCCAGCCUGGUGGUGUCGAAGGUGGCCGAGAGGCAGGCUGAGUCUGGGGGCGGUGAAGGUGGAGGAACCACCACCAGCUGUAGCAGUGUGGGGAGCAGUGUCGAAGGGGUGGUGGUGCUGGAGACCGGUCACAAAGCGUUGGAUGUCAGCGACAGAGAAGGGGAGACGGAGGACGACGCCGGUGCGGCGGCCAGGCCGAAGGAGGACGUGUCGGACGGGAAGGUGCCCGCGGGGGAGAGCAGCGUGGCGUCGGAGGAGGAGCGAGAGGAGAGGGAGAGAGGGGCGGCGAAGGCUCGCGCGGAAGCGGAACAGAGGGAGGCGGAGAAGAAGGUGCAGGAGGACAUCGAGGAGGUGGAGACCAAAGCCGUGGGCACGUCGCCCGACGGGCGCUUUCUCAAGUUUGACAUUGAGAUCGGACGGGGCUCCUUUAAGACGGUCUACAAGGGUCUGGACACGGAGACCACGGUGGAGGUGGCCUGGUGUGAACUGCAGGAUCGUAAGCUGUCCAAGACUGAGCGUCAGCGCUUCAAGGAGGAGGCGGGGAUGCUGAAGGGGCUGCAGCACCCCAACAUCGUCCGCUUCUACGACUCCUGGGAGUCCCCCUCCAAGGGCAAGAGCGCCUCCAAGUGCAUCGUACUGGUCACUGAGCUCAUGACCUCAGGAACACUGAAAACGUACCUGAAGAGGUUCAAGGUGAUGAAGAUCAAGGUUCUGAGGAGCUGGUGUCGUCAGAUCCUGAAGGGCCUCCACUUCCUGCACACCAGGGCCCCGCCCAUCAUCCACCGUGACCUCAAGUGCGACAACAUCUUCAUCACCGGGCCCACCGGCUCCGUCAAGAUCGGAGACCUGGGAUUGGCCACGCUCAAGAGGGCCUCUUUCGCCAAGAGUGUCAUAGGUACUCCAGAGUUCAUGGCUCCAGAGAUGUACGAGGAGAAGUACGAUGAGUCGGUGGACGUGUAUGCGUUUGGGAUGUGCAUGUUGGAGAUGGCCACGUCAGAGUACCCCUACUCUGAGUGUCAGAACGCUGCCCAGAUCUACCGCAGGGUCACCAGCGGGGUGAAGCCUGCCAGCUUUGACAAAGUAGCCAUACCAGAAGUGAAGGAGAUCAUCGAGGGGUGUAUCCGCCAGAAUAAGGACGAAAGGUAUGCCAUUAAGAUCCUGCUGAACCAUGCGUUCUUCCAGGAGGAGACAGGUGUGCGUGUGGAGCUGGCCGAGGAGGACGAUGGGGAGAUGAUCGCUAUCAAGCUCUGGCUCAGGAUAGAAGACGUCAAGAAGCUCAAGGGCAAGUACAAGGACAACGAAGCCAUCGAGUUCUCCUUCGACCUCAACAAAGAUGUCCCCGAAGAUGUGGCCCAGGAAAUGGUCGAAUCUGGCUACGUGUGCGAGGGCGACCACAAGACCAUGGCCAAGGCCAUCAAAGACCGCGUGUCUCUGAUCUGCCGCAAGAGAGAGCAGAGGCAGCUGGUGAGGGAGGAGCAGGAGAAGAGGAGGCUGGAGCAACAGCAGGCCGAGUCCCUCAAGUCUCCCCAGAGUCAGGCCCUCGCCCCUGGCCAGCUCCAGACCCAGCCCAGCCUUGGAGAACCGGAGGACGCUGAGGUGCAUCAACACCAGACGCUCUUCCAUCAGGCCAACAUCUCCAUGACAUCUGACGGCGUGGUGGACAGUGGUCAGGGUUCCUCUGUGUUGUCUGACUCCCACCUGGGUCAGCUGAGCAUGUCGUACAGCCACCCCUCCACCCAGCCACCCCCCCAGGCCCAGGCCCAGGCCCAGCCCCAGGCCCAGGCCCAGGCCCCCUACCCUCCCCCCUCCUCCCAGCAGCACAUAGCCUACCAGCAGCAGGCCAUGCCUCCCUGCUCUGUUUCACAGCCCUGGGGAGGGGGAGGAGGGCCCCCGGCAGGACUCCCGGACCCCCCUCUCUUCUUCUCCUCCAUCCCGGAGCGACCCAUCUCCUUCUCUCCUCCUCCCUCCUGCCCUCCCAAGGCGGCCUACAACAACCAGCGCCGUAAAAGUACGUCCAUCCUGGAGGCGCACACCCGACACUUCCAGCCAGCGUACCCCCGCUACGCCAGCAGCCUACACCCCUUUUCGGGCCUGGAGGUGGACCCCUCCUCCCUCUACAUGAUGCCCAGCUACGCCGCCCAGCGCCUGGGCGAGCCCCUGCACCUUCCCGGCCAGUCGGACCCUCUGUAUGGGUACAAGGACGUCCGUGCGGAGCAGGAGGAGGUGGUGAGGAGACGGAGCUUAAAUCAAGCGGCCCUCCUGGAUCACUUUGAGGCGCUGGCGUAUGGAGGCUACCCCAUGACGGCCCACCAGCUCAACCAGAUCAGCUUCCACCAACAGAUGCAGGCGGCCGCUGCUGCCGCCUCCCUGGGCUACGACCCCCCGCAGGGACCCCCGUCGUACCUCCACCCCCACAUGCAGAGCCACCUGCGGCUCAGCCACAGCCCCGUUCCCCAGCUGCCCCCCAUGAACGCCCCCUCGGGCCUCCCUUCCUCCGCGUCCGACCCCAUCUGCUACCAGCAGCAGCACCCCUCCUUCCCCCUGUCCGCCCCUCCGGUCAUGGACCCUCCGCCCCCGGGGAGCGUGUUCGAGUUCCAGUUCCAGAACCUGGCAGACCCAGCCCUCCUGGCCAGCACCAGGCUGUACCGACCCCGCCGCGGAUCCAUGGACCUCCCCCUGGACGAGGGCGGAGCCGGCGGGGGCUCGGGCUCCGGGUCGGGCACCUUCACCCGCCUGCAGCCGGUGACGGAGGAGCUGUGCAGCUACAUGAGCCCUGAGCUGCCUCUGCCCCCUGGGAGCCUCCUGCUGCACGGAGCCCCUCCAAGGGACCGCAGCCCCGAACCCUCCAGCGACUCCCUGGAGUCCCCCCCUCCCUCCCAACCACCCCCGCACCAGGGGGACUCAUCGGCCGCCCAGUCCAUCCCCCACCCCUCCUACUACGGCUCGGAGCCUGGGGGAGGCGUCAGUAGCGAGGGCCAGGGGCAUCCCCCCAGCCAGCAGACUUUCCUGUUCGUGCCGCCCUCCCCCGCGGAGCCCCCCGGGGGAACGGCCACCCACCUCAGCCUCCUGCAGUCCGCCUGGGCCAGGAGGGCCAGUCUCCACGCUGAGCUGGCCUACACCGAGCCCGGGCUGGGAUACGGCGACGUCGGGCAGGGCUACCACGACGCCUGCAUGGCCUACCACGAUGUGGGGCUAGGCUACCCGGAUUCUGGCCUGGUCAUGCAAGGGCCUCUCACACUGGUUCAGGCUCCAAGCCCCCAACCUAGCUCUGGUCACAUGACCCCCACCUCCCAGCCGGCCACAGGUCUCACACAGCAGGCGCUGCCCCAGGCCUCGCUGCCCCCCUCCAGCCAGCCGCUGGUCUCUCUGCAGCAGACAGGGGACAACACUGUCCAGAGCCCGUCUCAGAGCACACUGCAUGCCAGCCAGACGCCACAGCUGUGUUCUGGUGAUCUGAGCUCAUUGGGCAUGUCUCCCUCGCCCAGUAUCGAGCACCUCUACUUUCUCUACCAGGCAGCCCAGCUAGCCCUGGCCCAGGUGCCCCUCACUCCGCCUUCACUCCCGGUUACCUCGACGAGCGGGGUCGUGACCACCCCUCCAGGGUCAGGGACCCUGUUGUCAACGCCCCCCUUAAUGUCCGUACCUGUAGCCAAUCGGUUGCCUCUUACUCCCCCGACUACACAAACGAUGCCUCAGCCAUUGGUCAGCGUGGUGCCCGUCAUCAGCGUAGCCCCCCCAGAGCCCUCCCACACUGGAGAAGCCCCGCCCCAGACAUGUCUGCCUGCAUCCCAGCCUUUGGACCAGUCCCAGUUACAGCUACCGCAAGUGCCCUUGUGUAUAGAGAGUGGUCAUUCGGACGUGGCGUCUGGUCUGAGCGAUGGAAACGAGGGCAAGGAUGGUCGGCAGGAAGGCCGCUCCGUCAAGCGGCACCAGCGGAGAUCCGUCCGAAGUCGUUCUGGCCACGAGAAAAUCACCAAAGCCAAACUCCUCGUUCUCAAUAUUUCCAACAUGGGAGACAGAGUAGCAGAGUGUCAGCUGGAAACUCACAACAGGAAGAUGGUGACCUUCAAGUUCGACCUGGACGGAGACAACCCUGAAGAGAUAGCACAGAUCAUGGUGCAGAGUGAGUUCAUCCUGGAGAGCGAGAGAGAGUCCUUCAUCGAGCAGGUCCGUGAGGUCAUCGUAACCGCCGACGACAAGGGCCUGGAGAGGGAGGGCAGGAGCCAGUUGAUGCGUGACCUGGAGCAGCAGGCUCCGACGUCUUUGUCAACCUUGCAGGGCGUGCAGCCCAGCUCCUCGGCCCAGGUGGUGACGUCCGCGGGCCGCAGGUUCAUCGUCAGCCCAGUGCCUGAGUCCAGACUGAGGGAGCAGGGCUUCUCCCCCUUCACACUCACACACACCACCCCGUCCGCAGCCUCAGCGGUGGGUCUGUCUCAGUCGGCCUCGGCGGUGUCUCUCCAGCAGGCCUUCUCAGAGCUCCGUCAGAACCAGUACGACCCGGGACCCAGCACCGCCCCGGCCUCAGUACACUCCACCCAGCCCCAGUACCCCUCCCAGCCCCAGUUUCCCAUCCAGCCCCAGUUCCCCUCCCAGCCCCAGUUUCCCAUCCAGCCCCAGUUCCCCUCCCAGCCCCAGUUCCCCUCCCAGCUCCAGUUCCCCUCCCAGCCCCAGUUCCCCUCCCAGUUCCCCUCCCAGCCCCAGCCCAACAACGACCAAUCCUCUCCUCCCGUGUCCCAGGCCCAGCCAGCAGAUCCCACACCCCCUACUUCCUCCCCCACCACCACCUUGCCCUCUGUCUGCAUCACCCCCCCAGCCUCCACCUCCUCCCCCCCCUCCACCAUCUACCAGAAUCCAGCUACACAGGCACCUGUUCCUGCCCAGCCAGCCCCCCAGCCUCAGCCCCAGCCCCAGACUCAGCCCCAGGUCCCACAGUCUCAGCCAGUCUCUCAGCCUGUCUCCAGUGUUCCGGCCCCAACCUCCCUGACCUCUCCUCCGGUCCUGACUGCCCUGCCCCCGUCCACCUCCACCCCUCUGCUCAGCAGCACUGGGGGUGCCAGUGGAGGGAGCUCUGAAGUUACCUCCAUCCCUACCUCCACAACCCUCCCACACCUCACCUCCAUCCCUACCUCCACAACCUCAAUCCCUACGUCCAGCACUUUCCCUCACCUCACCCCCACCUCCACCACCUCCAUCCCUACCUCCACCACCCUGGUCCCCCACCUCACCCCGACCCCAGUCCCCACCACCACCCCCGGCCUGGCCCCUCCCACCUCCGGCUCCUCCUCUUCCUCUGGCUCCUCCUCUUCCUGCGGCCUGCACUCCUCCUCCGUCCCAGCAUUGCAGCCCACCCAGGCCUCCACCCAGGCCUCCACCCAGGCCUCCAGCCAGGCCUCCAGCCAGGCCCAGCCCUCCAGCCAGGCCGGCCAGAUGCUGGCUCACUGUGGGGAAUGCGAGGCGGAGGCCCAGGUCAAGGUGGACGAUAUUCAGGCCCUGGACAAGAAGCUGCGUUCUCUCUUCAUGGACCUAGGGGGGGGCUCGCCCCAGACCGACCCCUCCACCGACCCUUCCAUCCCCCCCUCGCUCCCUGGGACCUCCACCCCUCCUGCGGUCUGCUCCAACCCAACCUCCUCCGCAGGCACACCUCUGGCCCCCUCCAGCCUGCCUCUGGGCUCGGGGGGCCAGACCCCCGGGCCCCCCCUCACCUCCCAGGGGCAGACUGGCACCCCGGCCUCCUUCAGCCAAACCACCCCGGGCAAAACCCCCCUGUCCAGGACCACGCAGGUGUUGCCAGUGGCCUCAGAUCAGGCUGUCUCUCCUCCCUCAGAUCAGGCUGUCUCUCCUCCCUCAGAGCAGCUGUCACCCUUCCCUGGACCCUGUCCCACUCAGUCCCAGCAGCCCCUGGAGGACCUGGAUGCCCAGCUGAGGAGAGCCCUGAGCCCAGAGACAGUGCCUGUGAGCAGCAUCACCACCCAGCAGUCAUCGCUGACAGGCAUGCCCACUGGAGGACAGCCAGUUCCCUUCUCUCUAGAAGGAGAGAUGGUGACGUCGCCCCCUGCUGGUGGUGUUAAAACACUGGGCCGCUUCCAGGUUUCUGUGACUACCGACGAAGCCACCAUCCAUGCUCGUCCCUGCUCCUCCUCCACCUCCUCCUCCUCCUCCUCCUCCUCUGCCCUCUCAAGCCCAGAGAGCACCCUGCACAAGGUCUCCUCCCCCCUGAGGGGAAGGGUGGCAGACACGGUGGACGGACCUCCUCAUCCGGCCUCCAGCCCCGGCCCCGCCUCCCCGCAGCCCACCACCAUUGGACGAUUUCAGGUGACCACCAACACCGAGGCCCGGGUCGGACGCUUCUCCGUCAGUCGUGCCCAGGACGAGGCUGCGGAGCUGGGCUUGGGGCAGACACCCGCUGCCGAGGCUAAUGGGCCUAGCUCCCCUUGUGGCAGCCCUGAGCUGAGGGCCUCACUGCCCAGCCUCAACAACUCCUACAACUCCUACAUCAGCAGCGACAACGACUCUGAGUUUGAAGACGAGGACUUCAGGAGAGAAAUCAGCCACCUAAGAGAAAAGCACAUGAAGGAGAUCCAGCUGCUCCACUCCAAGCAGAAGGGGGAGAUCGACAGCUUGUUUGCCAAGCUGGGCAAGGUGCCCCCUGCUGCUAUAGUGCCCCCGGUGGUGACACUGUCUGGGCGCAGGAGACGUCCCACCAAGAGCAAGAGCAGCAAGUCCAGCCGUGUGAGCUCCACCCAGGGCAGCAGGAGCCCACUGCAGCCAGGCAGCACUUUAUCAGCCCAGAGUGUGCCCUCGGUGUUCCCCCCCCAGCAGGGCCUACAAGCCCCAGGGUACGGGGGGCCGGGGGGGCUGGCUGACUCAGGGGGCACCCCCCUGUUGCUGCCCCUCAAGCCCUCCCCCUCCAGCGAGAACCUCUACUCGGCCUACACCAGCGAGGCAGCACUGUCUGUGCCCAGUCUGUGUGCUCCCACCCCAGGCUGUGUAAAGUUCAGCUGUGGUGCGGAGAGCGUGAGCUUCAAGCCGGGGGGCAGGAGGACGCGCUUUCUGAGUACGCCGUGCUUGGCUCUUUGGAAGAUGGUGAAAAAAGUCUGCCCCUGCAACCAGCUCUGUAGGACUAGCAGCACCAAUGCGGUGAGCGGUCCGGGCCAGGGGGCCAGUCAGAACCAUGGGCUGCCCUCCGGGACCUGCCCCCAGGGCCAGGCCAGUGGGCCGACCCAGGCCCAGCUCCCCAGCGCUGCCCACCAGGGCCGCAAGGGCACCUUCACUGACGACCUGCACAAGCUGGUGGACAACUGGGCCCGUGACGCCAUCAGCCUGUCCCAGGGCAAGAGGAGCUCCAGACCCCAGCAGGCCCCCUCGCAGGGUCACAGCUACGAGGUGAUCCAGUCAGCCAACGCAGGCAGGAAGUUCUCCGCUCCCGGUCAGCUGAGCCCCAGUAUGGGCUCGUCUCACCUGGCCAGCGCCCCGGCUACCUCUCUGACUGCUCGCAAGGGCUCCCUCUGCCCCCCCGCCGCCCAGUCCCAGUACGCCUACCCCCCCUCCGCACCUUACAGCGCACAGUGGGCCGCCCCCUCCCACCCCCAGGCCGGCCUGCUGGCCUCCUCCCAGCCCCUGGGGCCCUACCCCGCCUCCGGGAGCUCCGCGGGGCCCGGACAGCCUGCCCUGCAGGCCUUCCACAUUAGCACUUUGCAGAAGCCCGUCAGCAACCCUGGGGGGCCAAACCUGAGGACCACGUAAGGCUGGGCCUGGGGACCUGGUCUGGGGGGGCCUGGGGACCUGGUCUGGGGGGGCCUGGGGACCUGGGCUGGGCUGGGGGGGCUGGGGGCCCGAGGGACAUGAUCUGGAGGACUUGGGGUCUGGUCUGGCUCUAGGAUCCCGACCCUGAACUGACACUGGGACUUGGAACAGAGGCUGAGACUAAUACAGACUUGGAGAAUGGGACAAAGAGAAGGAAGGGGGCAUGGAUGGAAGGAGGGCUUUAUGAGUGAGCGUGUCACCUAACCCUAACCCACAGCAGUGACAUGAGGAGGAACAGGAGGAGACGGUACAGCGGGAUGAAUGCUCUAGAAAACCAAAUGGACGAGGGGUGCAAUCUCACGUGGCCAAAGAGGGUGUGCUUGUUAUGAUAGCCCAGGUUCAGGGUGGUAGCAGGACAGCCCUAAAGGGGGAGGAGCCCCGGGCUGGGCUGCAGCUAGCUGACCUAAGAAGAAAUAGAAGAUGUCCCUUUCUAUCUCCCCUCUCCUCACCCCUCCCCUCCUAACCCCCUCACCCCCCGCCUCCCCCACAUCUAGCAAUCUAGCUGAGCUAUCACCUCCAGCCAACAUCCCCCAUGCUGUCCAUUCGUCACAGUACUAGAUCCAGGUUAGAGUACUAGAGGACUGGAACAGCUGUGACUGUAGCUCUCUAGCUGGGUGACCAGUAGUAGGGUUGAUGUUCCACCCACACUGGCAUACCACCUAGAAACAAGCAAUGUUUGGGCUGUGCGCCAUCCAUUAAUAUGUGCUUUUGGAUUGGUGUCUCCCUAGUAACCCUGCAACCCCACCCACUCCUCCCCCCCCCCCCU